UAUUCUAAAAUUGUUUUGUAUGCUUUAAUACUGUGUUUAAAAAAGGUUAAUUUUAUCAUUUUUAUUUUGUUGAUAUGUUGCAAAUUUAAAAAAAUAAAUGUUGGCAAAAAAUGAUGUCUUUAUUUUCUACUUAAAAACUUUUUGAAAAAUAAUUUAUGUAUUAUAGCUUAGUAUUUUAAUUCGUGAAAGGUUAUUGAUUACAAUUAUAAAAGAAUAAAUGCAUUUCAUACCAAAUUGUAUUUUUCAUUCCAUUCUAAACCUUUAAACUCGUUUUCCCGAAAGUUUAAAAAAUGUACAUAUCAGCUUCUGCCAUCAUACCACAUAUUAUUCUGCCAUCAUAAUGUUAUUACGGUCUUAAACUCCAUAUUUAUAAUUAACAUAAAUAUUGCAACAAUAUAAUAUAGAAUAUGUACUAUCCGCCCCUAUCCAUAAAUCACUGGACAGGUACACGACUAGAAAUCAUAGACACGAGUCGCUAUUCUAAGAAUUGGCAACAACAACCGAAACACACACACAUACAAGCUGCACGCGCCGCUACAUCAAAGGAACCGCCAUUACUUAUAAGGGAGCCCGUGGGACAGCCUGACCAGAUGUAUCAUAGCUGUGGUGUUGGCGACACUGCGUAUUGUGCGGUAACGGUAAUCCAACACACACACACAUACUCAUGAUAUACACAAGUCGUGUUGUAUAUGUUUUUCACUUGUAACCUCAACAAUAUAAUUAUGUAAAAAAGGUGUAAAACGCAUCAUCAUGUUAAUAAUUUAAAUAAAGUAUUAAUAUUAAAAUACAGUGUUUUGUGUUAGUAUACUCGAGACACAAAAGUGGCGACGAAGAUGAGAUUUGAGAAGUGUUAUUAAAGAUCAAAUUCACACGGAUCAAAACGGAUAAAAAAAAAAAAAAAAUGGCUAAAAUUGGUAAUAUAGAAGAAUUCAAAUUAUAGCAAGAAGAAGAUUUCGAAACUUGGGUAGAACGACUAGAACUAUAUAUGCUGGUGAAUAAAAUAAAAGAAAAGAAAUCAGCUAUAUUUUUAACCUUAAUUGGAAGUGAAGGUUAUAAAGUACUUAAAUCUCUUUGUACUCCAGAACUACCUAAAGAUGUCGAGUAUGAAAAGCUAGUAAGUAAUAUGAAAAAUUACUUACAACCGAAAGUUUCGAUUCUUGCUGAACGUUCCAAAUUCCGUAAUUGUCUACAAGAAAACAAUGAAACGAUCACUGAAUUUAUUACAAAACUACAAAAAUUAUCAAUAUUGUGUAGUUUUGGAAAUAACUUGGAGGAAGCAUUACGUGAUCAAAUAGUUCAUGGUGUAAGCGACCGUAUGCUUAAAAAGAAACUAUGUGAAGAACCGGAUUUAACUUAUGGAAGAACAAAAGGAAUAUGUCAAGCACACGAGGGCGCAGAGAAAAGCAAUAUUAUAUUAUUUAAUCGUUUUCAUUAUUAACUCACUAUUUGCAAUGAUAAUCAAUUUUAAUUGCUUACGUAAUAUUAUAUAUUGUACAGUUCUUCGGAACUAAUGUAUCUUAUUUAUCUUGUAAC
Myzus persicae (green peach aphid) is the source of this 1533-nucleotide messenger RNA. RefSeq lists its product as uncharacterized. The transcript has a single exon. The coding region runs from base 986 to 1438 and encodes 150 amino acids. The record is from RefSeq and is a predicted model, not a curated record. Lineage: Eukaryota; Metazoa; Arthropoda; Insecta; Hemiptera; Aphididae.